UCUCUCUCUCUGAAGACUACUCUCCACCCUUUGUUGUGUUUCCUUUUCCUUUCUCUCACUACGAAGAUGAAUACCUCAUUUGCCUGCGUUGCUUGUGUUAUCUCCUCUCUCUCUCUCUAGGGUUUGGUUUGGCAUUUUGUGAGGGAACUCGGAUUCACCGACGCAUCUCGCCGGAUCGCUGAUUCGGAAGCGUUUGGCUAGGUGCUUGAUCUGGAAGGAUAUUUAAAAAUUAGAACAAGUUCUUAUCGGUAGCAAGUUGAUCAAAUCAAUGGGGUUUGAGUAAUUUGUGCUCCCAUUACUAUUUUCGCGGGGAAGAUUUUAUUAACUAGUGCAUCCGAUUCUUCUGGAGUCAAUAGGGAAGUGCUGACCGAAUAGAAGAUUUUAUUGUGUCCAUGCGGGCCGAGAGCAUGCGUGGAAUCUGUGCCUUGGGUGAUGCCCCUGACACGGUUUGUUGCUGAUGCACUUGGUGUGGCAACAAUUUCUCUUGUUGCACUAUUGAUCCUUCUUGGUCUGUCUUGCAUCAUAUAUUCAUUUUACUUCCGCUGUCGGAUCCGUGGUCAAGGUUUUGCUCAGCUAAAUUACUUCAGUGGCCCUUGGGUUAUAAGAAUUACACUUAUAUUCUUUGCUGUCUGGUGGGGCAUCGGUGAAAUUAUUCGGUUGAACCUGCUGAGACGAAAGGGUCGAGUCUUGGAUGCUCUCACUUUGCAAUGGCAAGAAAAUGUUUGCAAAGGCUACAUUGUAUCGAACCUGGGAUUUGCCGAGCCAUGCCUGUUCCUUACGCUGAUUUUUCUUCUCCGCGCAUCUUUACAGAGCUCAGGAACAUUAAGUCGGAAGUGGAACAUGAAAACAGCUGGUUUCGUUCUCCUGUAUUGCUUCCCCAUGAUCAUACUUCAGCUCGUUGUAAUCUUGAUUGGACCGAGGUACAAGAAGGACCACAAUCCGAAACUACCCUCGUAUUUCAUUACAGCAGCUUCUUCUCCAAAGACGACUGAAAACAUCGCCCUCUGCACCUACCCCCUGUUGAGCACCAUUGUUUUAGGCCUCUUUGCAACUUUUCUAACGGCGUACUUGUUCUGGCUCGGAAGGCAAAUAGUUCACUUGGUCAUCAAUAAGGGCUUGCAGAAAAGGGUGUACACAUUGAUCUUCUCCGUAUCUAGUUUCUUGCCUCUGAGAGUUCUUCUGCUCGGCUUAUCUGUCCUACCCAAUCCCGAAAGACUUGUGUUUGACGCCAUAUCGUUCCUGGCUUUUCUUUCCCUUUUAUGUUGUGCGAGUGUGGGCAUCUGCAUGCUCGUCUACCUUCCUAUUGCAGAUUCCUUAUCUCUGAGAAGUCUUCAAAGAGAUAUAGAAGCCGGGAGGGCAAUGAUCGACGAGUAUAAUGACACCAUCUCAUUGAUCGCCAACCAGAGCACUCUUGAAGGCAGUCUGGUGACUAGUCCGGGGAGAAACUCAGCUGCUUCAGAAAAAUGUGGAUCGAUUUCGUUUAGGACAAGGGAAAAAGACGAAGGCUCGGAAGCAGGGUUCGUGGAACUGAGCCUCUUUGAUCCUAGUCAGCAAUUUUCCCCGCCUGGUUCGCCUGGCCUUCUUGGCUGGCCUAUGGUUGGGAGGGCACAAGGUCGUGGAGCCUAAUACUGCAGACGGCGCGGACAUCAUUUUUGGGGUAAAAUUUUCAAAACUGUGUAAAGAAUUUUAACUUGUUAGUAGUGAUUGCUAAUUUGGGUGCUGAGGUUCAAUUGUUGCUUGCUAUAUAUAUAGAUAUAUAUGUCAAUGUCGAUGUCACCCACCUUAUUUUAUUUUGGUGGCACUAUGCCUUAAUUAGUUUGAGUUGCGUGUAACAAAAUUUACAGCUUUAUGAAGAUGAUGCUUGUUUUUUGAUUUG
Molecule: messenger RNA, 1876 nt
Organism: Andrographis paniculata
Lineage: Eukaryota; Viridiplantae; Streptophyta; Magnoliopsida; Lamiales; Acanthaceae
Exons: 2
Coding region: 433-1626 (397 amino acids)
Source: RefSeq, a predicted model, not a curated record